Messenger RNA from Lachancea mirantina, 273 nucleotides. The record is from the annotation of a GenBank genome assembly. NCBI's taxonomy places the organism in Eukaryota, Fungi, Ascomycota, Saccharomycetes, Saccharomycetales, Saccharomycetaceae.
AUGGCGCUCCAUAACUACGUCUACCUCAGACACAAGGAGAACGAGCCUAAAUGCCAUAGCCUGAUCGCGCGCGACCACGACCCGAAACCCAAUAUGAACACAUUCAAGCGGUCACCUGCGGCCGAGAGGGAACGGCAGGCGAAAAAACAAGCCGACCAAGCUCAGUCUGCAGAGAACACUGCAAAAACUGCACAAACCGAGAAACCGGCAAAAGAAUGCUGCGGCAAAUGCACAGGUAAUUGCAGCAAGAAUAAGUCGGAUACUUCGUGGUAG